CUCUGACCGCUCGGGCCGACUGCUGCUGCGCCCGGAUGGCUUCUCCCGUCACGUCCACUCCUUCGCGGCUCCUCCUGCUGCUGCAGCUGAUGAUGAUGGCUGCCGUGACGAUGACUGGCGGUGAUUUGUCGCCUUCGGCGGGUCGUCGGUUUUCGGACCUGCAGCUGAAUCUGACCCGAGGGGAUUUCGCCGGACCACCCAAGUUCAAGGAGAAGUACUUUUCACAAGUGGUGGACCACUUCAGCUUCCAGGUCCAUGACGUGGACACGUUUGAGCAGCGCUACUUGAUUUUAGAUGACCACUGGACACGAGGCACCGGCCCCAUCUUCUUUUACACUGGUAAUGAAGGCAACAUCUGGCAGUUUGCCCAGAACUCCUUGUUUCUGCUGGAGUUGGCGCAGGAGCUGCAUGCGCUGCUCGUCUUCGCUGAACACCGCUAUUAUGGAGCAUCUCUCCCGUUCGGCGCAGCCUCCUUCCAGCCGGACAACAUGAGGCUGCUGACCAUCGAGCAGGCGCUGGCCGACUACGCCAUCCUCAUCACGGAGCUGAAGAAGCAGCUGAACGCGUCCCGCUCUCCUGUCAUUUGCUUCGGUGGCAGCUAUGGCGGGAUGCUGAGUGCCUACAUGAGAAUCCGAUACCCUAACGUGGUGAAAGGUGCCCUUGCCUCCAGCGCGCCCAUCUUCUCAACAGCUGGAAUCGGAGACUCGUGGCGCUUCUUCCACGAUGUGACGGAGGAUUACCGGCGCUACAAUCCAGCUUGUGCCGAGGCUGUGAAGAAGACCUUCCUGCUGAUCCAAAGUCUUGCCGAGGCCCAAGAUUACCAGAAGAUCACCGACGGACUCUCCCUGUGCGAUGCCAUCUCAUCCAGAAAAGACAUUCACCAGCUCUACGGCUUUGUGCGCAACGCCUUCACCUUCAUGGCCAUGCUGGACUACCCGUACAGCACCGAGUUCAGCGGGCACCUGCCCGCCAACCCCGUCCAGGUGGCCUGUGACUUACUGCUGUCUGAAGAAGACGCUUUGAGGGGCAUGCGGGACGCAGUGGGCAUAUUCUACAACGCCAGUGGUGCCCGAGGCGAGCGCGCCUGCUAUGACCUCUACCAGCUGUUUGUGGAGUGUGCGGACCCCACGGGCUGCGGACUGGGCGGAGACAGCCAGGCCUGGGAUUAUCAGGCUUGCACCGAGGUCAACCUGUGCUUCGAGAGUAACAACGAGACCGACAUGUUCCCGGCCAUGGAGUUCAGCGAGCGCCAGCGGGAGGAAUAUUGCAGGGCCAAGUGGGGCAUCACGCCAAGGCCCGACUGGCUCAGGCUGCAGUACUGGGCUGACGGUCUCACCUCGGCCUCCAACAUCAUCUUCUCCAAUGGUGACCUCGACCCAUGGGCCAACGGUGGGGUGCGGACCAGUCUGUCUCCUUCUCUGGUGGCGAUCAACAUGGAGGGUGCAGCCCACCACCUGGACUUGAGGGGUUCCAAUGCUGCCGACCCCGCCUCUGUCACAAAAGCCCGCCAACUGGAAGCCCAAAUCAUUGCCAGCUGGGUGGGCACAGUCUAGCUGUGCCCAUUUCCAAGGAGCAUUUAUUUCAAAUAAAGUGACCAUGUAAGCCAA
Messenger RNA from Erpetoichthys calabaricus (reedfish), 1607 nucleotides. RefSeq names its product dipeptidyl-peptidase 7 (gene dpp7). Gene Ontology annotation, cellular component: vesicle. The transcript has 13 exons. The record is from RefSeq and is a predicted model, not a curated record. Gene Ontology annotation, biological process: proteolysis. Bases 36 to 1553 code for a protein of 505 amino acids. NCBI's taxonomy places the organism in Eukaryota, Metazoa, Chordata, Cladistia, Polypteriformes, Polypteridae. Gene Ontology annotation, molecular function: serine-type exopeptidase activity; dipeptidyl-peptidase activity.